Sycon ciliatum is the source of this 1688-nucleotide messenger RNA. RefSeq lists its product as uncharacterized. The transcript is spliced from 6 exons. The record is from RefSeq and is a predicted model, not a curated record. Lineage: Eukaryota; Metazoa; Porifera; Calcarea; Leucosolenida; Sycettidae. The coding region runs from base 517 to 1233 and encodes 238 amino acids.
AUUAGGCGAAAUUCGUACAGCAAAAGGUUUGCUACCCUGCGCCUCCUAUCGCAGCUGUGCCAGCGUUAGCUCUAGAGUUGAGCACCUACCCCCAAAGGCAUGUGCUGUAGGUGAAGGACAGGUGCUUGAUUCGACUGAUGGUGAAGCACUGGGUGCAUGUCACACUGCUUGGAAGAUAGGCCAGGAAGACGAGUGUAGUGCUUUGUUCACACCAGCCCCCUGCCGUAUCUUUCUACUCCCCAGCCCGACUUUCACUCAGGAGCAGGCAAUGUUUCCGAUAGAAUAGUAGUUUCUGGUCGAGAGGGUACCCCUAGUUCACGCCGCUACCCAUGCGAGUGUGUCUCCAACACAACGUGCCUUUCUGACUCUAUAGUAUUAAAUCCCUCAGUAACUCUUUCAGGAAUCUUCCCACAGUUAGGUAUAGACUCGCGCCUCCAAAAGGUUUUCCAGAGGCCGCGUGCAAUCGAGCAUCAGCAGCAGCAGCAACAGCAGCAGCAGUAACAGCCGAGGAGCGCCAUGGGGUACAAACAGAAUGAAGACAACCAUGCGCUCAUGAAGCCCUUGCUGAUACUGUCUGUGAUAUGCCUCCUCAUCGGGAUCGUAGUCUGCGGUAUUGCUGGUCACCUGGCCACCGUGGCGCAUCAGUUUAGAGAUCCACGAUACGCCACAUAUUGGAUGGGGAUAUCGGCCGUCGUGGUUUUCCUGCUUUUCCUCUUCAUCUACUGGAACAUCAGAAAGCAACGGGGAAUGGCAAUGUUCGCAUUUGUGGUGUUCACAAUCGUUGUCCUGGCCGGAACAGUGUGCUGCAUCAUAGCCAUGGCCAACCUGGCUGCUCGCUCAGCCAGGACACACGGUGUGCAGCACGGCAACUGUCUGUACAUCAACAAGGAGAAAGAGUACACUGGACCAGGCAUAGCGUGUAGAGGGCAAUGCGAGAAAGCCAUGAAACGCACGCAUCGCAUUCCGGACCCGCCAGAGACGUGUUGCUGCUGCUUCAACCCUAGUGCAGUGAAGACCUACGGAGUGGUUGCCGACCGGAAAGUCUCCAGCUGCAAUGGAAUGAAGGCCACUGCGUUGAACAGCGUGAUAGCACUGGCGGUGCUGAACGGUCUAACAGCGGUGGUUUAUCUGAUCAUGACUGUUCUGUGUCUGAUUGUUCUGUGCGGUGGAUGCGGCCACAAGAAACUAUUCGACAAGAACAAGGACAAGGGACCGUACAAUCCCUAUGAAUAAGUGCAAAGAGAAGACGUUGGGCGGAGAAGUGUUUACCUGCCAUCACCUGUCGCCAGAGCAGACCACACACAAUAUUCAGACUCGACAACUCAACGACCAACAACAGACACUAUAGAGACGAGUGAGGAUGUGUCCUUUCCCUUUUUGAUUGAAGUUCUAUGAACGCGAUAUUUCUUCAUCCCUGCCCAUUAGGCAUAACACCUCUCCUGCUAUUCUUUUAGAUAAGAAUUAUGUUCUGUAUCAACUAUCAUUGCCUCUUGGGCAAAGGACUACUUACAUGCAUCUAGUGUGCUUCGAAGUAAUUAUUUUAGGACCCUGACCAUCUUCUGGUGAUCACUUCUGACACUGAUCUGUGGCGAAUGACACCGCUACAUCUCGUGUAAGCUGAAUGCUUCCAUUCGAAAAUAUUAUUUUUCGUCACGUACAUGUUCAUAAUCAUUAUUAUUAUGCAUGCU